Actinia tenebrosa (Australian red waratah sea anemone) is the source of this 1050-nucleotide messenger RNA. RefSeq lists its product as uncharacterized. NCBI's taxonomy places the organism in Eukaryota, Metazoa, Cnidaria, Anthozoa, Actiniaria, Actiniidae. The record is from RefSeq and is a predicted model, not a curated record.
CUAACGCUAUAAAAGUGAGGACUUUAUUGAUAAGAUUCAAAGAGCUACUGGAAUAGCGAGAAGAAACAACAAACUAGUAUAACUACUACGAGGGAAAUCAGAAAAUUUUUAGUUCGAAAAAUGGGAUUGUGGUUGUCAAAAAUUUGGAAUUUAUUUUCGGAACUUGGAAAUACUCAAGCCAGAAUUCUCAUGCUCGGGUUGGACGCUGCAGGGAAAACUACAGUGCUGUAUAAACUGAAGCUCAACGAAAAUGUCAGCACAAUCCCAACCAUUGGAUUCAAUGUAGAGACAGUGACACCGGUGAAGAACCUGACUCUCACCAUCUGGGACGUGGGCGGACAAGAGAAGAUCCGUCCCUUGUGGAGGCACUAUUAUCAGGGCACAAAUGGACUAAUCUUUGUGAUUGAUAGCUCAGAUAUCACAAGGAUUGCUGAAGCUAGAGAAGAACUCUUUGGAGUCAUAGAUUCAGAAGAAUUUGUUGGAGUUCCCGUUGUCGUCUUGGCGAACAAGCAAGACCUUCCUGCAGCUAUGAACGCAAGUCAGAUGGUUGAGAAACUUGGUCUUUCCGCUCACAAGAAAAACCCUUGGCAUGUUCAGGAGACCUGUGCAAAAACAGGGGAUGGGCUGUACGAAGGACUUGAACAAUUGGUCAAGAUGGUGAAAGAGUUUAAGAAAACCUCCCCGCAAAUCAGAUACUGAAGAAGAUAUUAAGCUUUAUAUUUCAGUGAAAAAUGCCGCGCUUUAUACAUACGCAGUACAGACUGAUUUAGUUUUGUUGUUGUUGUUAUCAUGACCUGGACUUGAACUAUGCUGAGAUAUGAACAUUAACAUCAUGAAAGUGCAGCUACAGUGCACACUUCAUAAUGUCAUAGUUCACCUUCAGUUUUUUAYUGUUAUUCGUUUUCGAAUUUCCAUUUAUGACAUCAAAAAUCGUUCACAAGGCUAAAAGUGAAUGUACUCCAAGUAUGAAGAUUUUGCACCUCUUUUAUAUACUGCCUGUACAUAAUCAAUGAUUAUUUGUUUCAUUCCAUGCUUUUUUCAUUACAUGCU